CUACCUCACAAUUUGUCGUCACGGAGAAACACGAACGACGCCUCCGCCUUCUCGUCCUCCGUCGCCGCCGAUUCCUCUGACGGCGUUGGAGUUCCCUUCAUCGUUUAAUAGCCGCCAUAGUUCUCCCACCUUCCUCGCUUCGCCUCCGGCCCCCGAGGAGUAUUCUUUCCUCAUGGAGGGAGGAUUGGGCGGGGAAGCAGCUGCAGGAGCGCCGUUGCCUCUUGCGAAAUGGAGGCGCGAUCUAUCCCGUGCUUUCCAGUACUACUUGGAUAGAUCUACUCCUCACACCGUCGGAAGAUGGAUUGGAACCUUGGGGCUCGCGCUCGUCUACUCUCUGCGCGUUUACUUCCUGCAGGGUUUUUACAUCGUCAGCUAUGGGCUUGGAAUCUACCUGCUCAAUCUGCUCAUCGGAUUCCUCUCGCCAAUGGUGGAUCCGGAGAUUGAAGGCUCCGAUGGGCCUUCACUACCCAUGAGGGGAUCUGAUGAGUUCAAACCCUUUAUUCGCAGGCUUCCAGAGUUCAAGUUUUGGUACUCCAUAACGAAAGCUUUUUGCGUGGCCUUCGCGAUGACUUUCUUCUCUGUGUUCGAUGUGCCUGUCUUCUGGCCCAUCCUUCUCUGCUAUUGGAUCAUCCUCUUUGUCCUGACCAUGAAGCGGCAAAUCAUGCAUAUGAUCAAGUAUAAGUAUGUGCCCUUCGACAUCGGAAAGCAGAAAUACCGUGGGAAAAAGGUUUCUGGGAGCAGCAAUCCGUCGAAGGAUUGAUUCUGAUCUCCUCUCAGCCUCAUCCUCAUCUUCUCGGCUGAUGUUAAUUACAGGCACUCCCUUAUCCUCUUCUUAUUUCAAUGACAUUAGAAUUACCAUAUAAGAUAUGAUAUUUGUAGGAAUGGUUGAUGUUUGUUGCGCUGCUUGUAUUCAUAUUAUUUUUGUCUA
This is a messenger RNA of Zingiber officinale, 928 nucleotides long. RefSeq names its product protein RER1A-like. Gene Ontology annotation, biological process: protein retention in ER lumen; retrograde vesicle-mediated transport, Golgi to endoplasmic reticulum. The transcript is spliced from 4 exons. Gene Ontology annotation, cellular component: Golgi membrane. The record is from RefSeq and is a predicted model, not a curated record. NCBI's taxonomy places the organism in Eukaryota, Viridiplantae, Streptophyta, Magnoliopsida, Zingiberales, Zingiberaceae. Bases 173 to 760 code for a protein of 195 amino acids.